This is a messenger RNA of Drosophila albomicans, 1610 nucleotides long. RefSeq names its product dnaJ homolog subfamily C member 25 homolog. The record is from RefSeq and is a predicted model, not a curated record. The transcript has a single exon. NCBI's taxonomy places the organism in Eukaryota, Metazoa, Arthropoda, Insecta, Diptera, Drosophilidae. Bases 353 to 1381 code for a protein of 342 amino acids. Gene Ontology annotation, cellular component: endoplasmic reticulum membrane. Gene Ontology annotation, biological process: protein folding.
AAAGUUUAACGUGGUGGUUCCGUGCGUUUUCUUGGUACUAAGACAACUCUAGAGAGCGACAAGAACGGGCAAAGAACGUUAAGAGAAGCAAGAAGCUGACUGUGGCCGCCGAGGUGAAAGUGGCAAGAACGGCCGUAAACGUAGCCAGCCAAGUCAGCCAGAUAAACGGCCAGCAACACAAAAUAGAGUACAACCAACAGUUGCCAAGCACACAUACUAAAGUGUAGGGGCGAAGCUGUCAAACAGUUUAACCCACAGCUUUUAAAGUUAAGGAGCAACAGCUGUUGCUUACCUUACACACAUACACAAACACAAACACACUCACAUUGCACUCACCGCACACACAUAGAAGAUGCCACACAUACAAUUACAGAGAUGGCUGUACACCUGUCUAUUGGUGAGUGCGCUGCCCACCUUGUGCCUGGGCCUCCUCGAGGGUCUCUACUGUGGCAAGGAGAACUGCUACGAUGUGCUUGGAGUAACGCGCGAGUCAUCAAAAUCGGAAAUCGGCAAAGCCUAUCGGUUGCUGGCACGCAAGCACCAUCCGGAUUUGCAUCGCGGCGAGGAGGCAAAAGCCUUGGCCGAGGAGAAAUUCAAGCUGCUGGCGACAGCUUAUGAGAUAUUGCGAGAUGAGGAGUCACGCACCGAUUACGAUUACAUGCUUGAUAAUCCCGAUGCAUACUAUGCACAUUAUUAUCGCUAUUAUCGACGACGCGUGGCGCCCAAAGUCGAUGUUCGAGUGGUGAUCGUCGUCACCUUGACCAUCAUCUCGGUGAUCCAAUACUACUCGGGUUGGCAGCGUUACGAUGCGGCCAUUAAGUAUUUUGCCACCGUGCCCAAGUACCGCAAUAAGGCGCUGGAUAUCGCACGCGAUGAGAUACAGGCAAUGAGCAGUAAGGACCGGAAGUCGAAGAAUCGCAAGAAUCUUACAAAGACAAAGCAAAAAGAGGAACUGGAGCGCAUCAUACGCAAGGUGAUCGAGGAGAAGAUGGAUGUGCAAGGCGGCUAUGCGAAGCCCACGUUGUGGGAUGUGCUCUGGGUGCAGUUGAUCAUCAGUCCCUACACGCUCUUCAAUUGGUUGGUGUGGCAUGCUCAAUGGUUGUGGCGCUUUACGAUCCUCAAGCAGGAAUACGGCAGGGAGCAGCAAUUGUAUUUGAUACGUCGGUACAUGGGCAUGGGACAGCAUCAGUUCAAUUCCCUGGAAGAGCGACAGAUUGAGGAGUAUCUGGAGCUGGAGCUGUGGCAGCGUGAAAAUUUCGAAGCGUGGAAGGCCGAGCAAGAUGAGGAGAUGAAAAAGAAACUGGCGGAGAAUCCACGAUACAAAGCUUACCGCCGCUACAUGAAGAACCAUGGACCCGGACGCAUUACGUUCGAGGACUAAACCCACAAUACGAAUCCAAUACAAUCCAAACCCAAUUCAAUCGAUCGAUCGAUAUAUGAUGUUGCAAGUUUUAUUGUUCCAUCUCCUCCCAAAAAAGAAAAAUUGAUGAAUGGCCCGUAGUCGUAAUUUAUUAUUUCAUCUCCCUCAAAAAGAAAAAUUUCUUCUGUUUUAUAUACACACACACAUUUUUUUUUAUGGCAAUAGUGUAAAAAUAAAUUUAUGUUAAUAA